This is a messenger RNA of Penicillium riverlandense, 258 nucleotides long. RefSeq lists its product as uncharacterized. Bases 1 to 258 code for a protein of 85 amino acids. The record is from RefSeq and is a predicted model, not a curated record. Lineage: Eukaryota; Fungi; Ascomycota; Eurotiomycetes; Eurotiales; Aspergillaceae. The transcript has 2 exons.
AUGAACUUGGAGCAUGUGUCGGUCUUGUUCGACGAAUCCCCCCGCGUGCUAGUGGAAGAGUACCGUCGCGGAGAGGAAGGGACCGUUACCGUCCUGCCGCCGUCGAUGUCUUCAAAUGAACCUCCGUACAGUGGCAAACUCGCGCGCUCUUUCGGCUGUGGCUGCGAUGCUGAUCCGGCCUAUGCGGAUAUCAUGCAGCAGUGUGAGACCGUUGGAGGCCUGUUCCACACGACAGCUCCUAUUCGCAUUGAUAUCUGA